Molecule: messenger RNA, 6316 nt
Organism: Bombina bombina (fire-bellied toad)
Lineage: Eukaryota; Metazoa; Chordata; Amphibia; Anura; Bombinatoridae
Gene: HYCC1
Product: hyccin PI4KA lipid kinase complex subunit 1
Exons: 11
Coding region: 281-1858 (525 amino acids)
Biological process (GO): phosphatidylinositol phosphate biosynthetic process; protein localization to plasma membrane
Cellular component (GO): plasma membrane
Source: RefSeq, a predicted model, not a curated record
GGUCAGCAGGGUAGACUAGAGGGUGCGGAAGGCAUAGCUAGGGAAACAGUAUGUACUACUGCCACUAAAAGCAACACUGGGCUGAUCGUCUGUGCAGCGCUACCCCGCUGCUUGUCAGACAUUCUGAGGCUCAGUAGUAGGAAACAGACGUAGGGAGGGAUUAUUUAUUCCUGAUGCUUAAAAACUUUGUUGUCAAAUCCUGACUAACUCGUCCUGAAAGGCAGCUCUUGUACUCUAACUUCCCGAGGUGAAAGCAUUCUAAAAUAACAGAUGUAGGAAGAUGUUGACCAUCGAGAAGGGAGUUGUAGAAGAAUGGUUAUCAGAGUUUAAGACAUUGCCUGAGGCAUCUAUUUCAAGUUACUCUGCAAAUCUAAAAGAGAAGACCUCUGUGGUAUCAGCUCUAUAUGAAGUCAUCAAGGAGCCGCAGAGUGAGUUGCUGGAACCCGUCUGCCACCAGCUCUUUGAGUUUUAUAGAAGCAGAGAAGAACGACUUAGGCAGUUCACCCUUCAGUUCCUGCCGGAGCUCAUAUGGUGUUACCUCUCUGUGACUGCCAGUAGGGACUUACAGAGCAGCGGAUGCAUUGAGGCGCUUCUCCUCAGUGUCUACAAUUUGGAGAUAAUGGAUGAAGAUGGACACAGCAAGAUCUUGUCUUUUACCAUCCCGUCCUUGUCAAAACCAUCCGUUUACCAUGAGCCUUCAAGCAUUGGAUCUAUGGUACUUACUGAAAGUGCACUCUCCCAACACGGUUUGGCCCGAGUUGUGUACAGUGGACCUCAUCCACAGAGAGAGAUGUUAACUGCCCAAAACAGGUUUGCAGUAUUGUCGUUCCUCUUGCUUUGCUAUAACUCUGCUUUGAACUAUAUGCCUCCAGUUUCUCUGCGCUCCUUAUGUCAGAUGAGCUCAAGGCUCUGUGUUUGUGGUUAUCCUCGGCAACAUGCAAGAAAAUACACAGGUGUUAAGAGCAGAAUACCAGCAUCUUCAGAGUUUAUUGUGCAGCUGCUGACUGGCAUCUAUUACUCAUUUUACAAUGGAGAAUGGGAUGCAGCUCGCAGAGCUCUUGAUGACGUUCUGUAUAGGGCACAGUUGGAGCUUUUCCCAGAGCCUUUACUGAUUGCUAAUGCAAUAAAAGCGUCAUUACCCCAGGGUUCUAUUAAGGCAAAUAAAGAAGGCACAAAGUGCAUACAAGUGGAAAUCACACCAUCAACAUCCAGGAUAUCAAGAAACGCAGUGACCAGCAUGUCCAUCAAAGGCCAUCGGUGGAAAAGACAUGACACUGCAGAUUUAGCCCUUCCGGAGGAGCUGACUGAUAUAUCUGAAGUGGAUGAAGGCUUUUGUUCCAGGGCUACAUCUAACACAAGCCAGUCUGCUUUAUCCCAUAGCAGCAGUGGUGGAUUAAGUAGACCAUCUUUGGGAAAGACCCAGAAAAGAUCAACUGGGGGCAGAAGUGGGGGUAAGGAAAGGGAACCAAUCGGAGAUUCUUGCCGUGAUCAUCUCAGCAGGAAGCAGAACCAGAGGGCCAUGAGCGAGAACUUGGAGCUAGUAUCUCUAAAGAGGUUAACUUUGACCACCAGCCAGUCACUUCCCAAACCUGGCAGUCAUAGUUUGGCACGGACGGCCACUGCUGUAUUCAGUAAAUCCUUUGAACAAAUGAGUGGUGCUCAAGCUGUGCGCAAUCCUACGAGCACAAGCUCUGGUGCUACCGCAAGCAGCACUGAAUCCAAUAGAUUUAGUGCAUGUAGCUUGCAGGAGGAGAAAUUGAUUUAUAUUUCAGAGAGAACUGAGCUUGCAGUGCCUAGUAAGCAUCAGCAAACUCACCAACGGUCCCCUAGUAUAUGUAUAACUCUGUCUACAGACUAGACCUAUAAAAAAAAAACAGCAUUUUAUUAUUCAUUUUUUAAUACUUUUGGCUAUACAGACAUUAAAUCUUUGAUCAAUAACAAUCAAUGUUUCUCUAUGGUUAUAAAGUUUUUAUGAGUUAACAAAAUUGAAGAUCAAUCUGUUUAGAUGCAUACAUUUUUGUGUUUACUUCUUGUUCUGUGUUUGGGGUAAUGGGAAAAUAGGGAUUAUCGUGAUGUUACUACUUGCCUUGGGACAUCUGCAGUGCUUGCGGGACUGGGACAUCAAACACCACUCACUGGCAUAUUGAAGAUAUGAGAAAACAUAUUCUGUCCCACAGUGUUCAAUACCGAUCCAUGAUGUAUGUUAUCUACCUUUGUGAAAUCCUUUAUUGAAUGUUACCUUAUAGGAAAAAAUGGUUAGAAUAUCUGUUUCAUUCUUAUACAAGUAGGCUCUCAUUGUUUCUGUUCAUGCGCAGCUGGACAAGUAAAUGGAAUGGAUAACCAUGACCUACGUUAUUUUUAGCAAAAUGCAGCAGCUUGGUUUUCAUGAAAGGAAAAAAAAAAUCAAGAGGUGAUGUGAUCAGCUGUGCUGUAAAACGUUAAUAGAUGAUCUGUGUUUUUGUUUACCCAGUUAACAUUAUAAAUUUGCACAAAUCUCAUAUCUAACAUCAGCAGACAGCAAUUCUUUAAGACUUAGUUUAUAUUAGUACAGAAACACUAACAUUGCUAAUUCUUUAACUGUACUUUUUAUGGUAGAUGAUUACAGUGUAAGUAAUGAUCAUUAAAACACUUUUUUGUCUAUUUUUAGAGUGAGGGGAAAAAAACACAUUAAUAUUUUUAGAGGGUUAUUUUUUUUUAUUUUCAAAUGCUAUUUCAUGUUGCAGCGACAAAGAGUUUGGAAAGCAUUUAGAAGGUUAUACGUAUAUUGUAAGAACUGACUGCUGGAUGUGUGUGUUUAUUUUUAAAUCCAAUGGGGCCAGUUUAUCAAUGUCUGUUUGACAUGAUACGCUGUAGCGUAUCAUGUCCGACAGACAUCGCUGAAUGCACACGCUGCUUGUACAAUGCCGCCCCCUGCAGAUUUGCGGCCAGCAGGGGGUGUUAAUCAGCCUGAUCGUAUAGGAUUGGGCAGAUUGCAGACCACAACCUCAGAGGCAGCAGACCAGUUAUGGUGCAGCGGUCUUAAGACCGCUGCAUCAUAACUGCUGUUUCUGGCGAGCCUGUCAGCCCCAUAAUGUUUUGAGAAAAGUGUGCGUCUCUCUUGCGCUCUCUCGUGCGCCUCUCGUCACUCUCGCCUCUCUCAAUAUAUAUAUAUAUAUAUAUAAAUAAACUAUAAAAUUUCCUUUAGGUGGAAAAAGUUUUAUGCAACUCUUAUUUCAUAAAUAUAAGGGCCAAAACGGUUUAAAAUAGUGGAAUCCUGAAGAAAGGACCGUGAAAUAUAUUUGUAAAUCCUAUACUGUGGUUGUACUAGUACAGUCAAGUUAAUAAGUUCUUUGCAGAAUUCAGUCCUUGUCUAUAGUGUAAGCUUAAACCUAGCUUUGAUCUGGAGUUUGGCUGCACUAAUCCAUCUACAUUUUUAGAUAUUUGCAUAUCAUUGAGCAACUGUGUACUUAGUCUUGUUAAAUUGUUCAGUACAGUAUAAUAUAUUGACUCUUCAUUAGUACACCUGAGAGCAGACUGUUUUUUGUGCUAUAGUAUAAACAGAAAUAAGCCACAGAUAACUAAAGCAGGAACUGUAUAAUAGGCCAGAUAACACUGCAUCAGUGCUUUUGAGAAAUCACCUGAAACUUGCAUGUUAAUAUAUAAAAGUUCUAAAUAAAAUCUCUUCUGGUGUUGCAGUAAAAUGUUAAAUGGUGUUAUCUGGGUAUGGAUUUCUGUUGUCCUUUUAUUUUACAAGUGGCAGUGGCUUCCGAUCCCAAGGGAAUACCACUUUGAGAUUAAUGGAAAGCCUAAUCUCGCUUACAGGGGCAUUCCUGUAUAUGAAUACAUGCUUAGUUUUAGCGAAACUGGGACAUUUUAUUUUAAGCAAAAUCAAUUUCCAUACUUUCUGCUAAAGUCGAGGUGCACACUUACAUGCUGCUCCAAAUAAGGAUACAGACGGUGAACCAAUCAGAAUGAGUUAUACAUUAUAUAUGCCACAAUCAUCAGCCUCAUCUGGAGUGUGCUAGGGUGUUAUGGGAGCUUUAACUGUUCAAACUGGUGGUAAGAUAAACCAUUUCCUUAGACUUUAAUAAAUACUUGUUUACACAGUUUACAACAGCAUUGAAAAGUAAGCCUAUCGGGCCGAUUUAUCAAUGUCUGGCGGACAUGAUACAGUGUAGCGUAUCAUGUCUGCCAGAUAUCGCUGAAUGCCAACAGCAUAAGCUGUCGGCAUUUAACAUUGCACAAGCAAUUCUAGUGAACUGCUUGUGCAAUUCCGCCGCUAGGAGGGGGAGUCAAUCAACCCGAUCGUAUGCGAUCAGGCAGAUUGAUGUCCGCAGACGAUUUAAGGAGCAGUGGUCUUAAGACCGCUGCGUCUUAACUCUUGUUUCGGAGACAGGUAUUUAGUCCCAUUCGGGCCGUGAUAAAUCGUCCCCUAUGUGUUUAUUUCCUUUGCAGAACUUAAACACAUAAUAAGAGAAGAGAAAUUGUUUAAACAUUAAAUGUUCUAUACACUGUAAAGUUUCUUUAAGCACUGUCCUUAUCACUAUUUUUCAUAGCAAUACAUUUUAGGAAAACCUGUUCUACAUCUGUAAAGUGCAGAAAAGCGAUUGUCCAUAAACUGAGGUCUAUUUAGCACAUCAGAUAUAAUCAUUUCAGGGUAAUGCACAUAGUCCUUGUGGGGAAAAUAGUCGGCAUAUAACUUAAAUUGCCCAUGUGACAAUGUCUUUUCUCUAUUAAGGUUGAAGUGUUUUAGUUCUCUGUGAAGAUUUCAUAUCUACCUCCUUCAGGAAAAUGUGUAUUUUCUGCAUGGUGAUUGUUUUAUACUUCAGAUAUUGUCCGUCUGUGUUUAGAGUGUGUAUUAGUAAAUAAAGCCAUGGCGGUCUAGUUUCGUACAUUAACUUGCAUUUACUUGCUAAUUUGGGAUAUGAAAAGCCAUAUACUUUUUACAUAUUAUAAUUUACUUACCAUUUACAUUGAUUAAGCUAAUAAAAAUGAUAUGCAAUCUCAUUUUUGUACGUACAUUUCUACAUACCUAAUUUGUACAUGGGGGGGAAUGUUCUGGUAGUUAAAUAUAUACUAUAAAUCAUAACAUACAAGAUUUUUUGAGAGAGAAAAAAGUGUUAAUGAUAUAUUAAAAAAUCUCUAAACUGAGUACAAUGUUUUAAUUGCACUGGAAGUGCCAUAACUUUUGAUAAAGGGAGUGAAAGUCAAUAAAAUUAAUUUUUGGGAAUUUUUUUAUAAUAGUUUUACUCUCUAGAAUGAUUUUUAACCUAGGAAACAUUAAUAUGGUUGUCUGUCUGUACAGUAGAUUGCUACUCUGUGUGUUUUUAUCAAUUUAUUUUGACACAGGUUCCCAAAAAUAGCCAUUGUAUAGUGAUUAAUGUUUGUGGCCUUCAGUAAGUCUUUGUGUGCAACCUCACUUGACUUUAGCGUUCAUUUGUAUGGUUAUUUGUUGUAUGCUCUUUAGAACAUUUCUAUUAAGUGCAAAGUAAAUGUAUAUGUAGGUGGCUAAUUUAAGCUCAUUGUUAAGUUUCUACAAUUUUGUUUUUGUAAUGGAAGAAUAAUGGAACUUGGUCUGAUUGUUGUAAUAGUAAGUUACAUGAAAGAUCCCUGGCACUAGAAUGUUUGGACGCUGUUCUAGUAAUUAAUGUAGGUUACCAUACAUGUGAUGCUUUUAUAGGCUAGGUAGGUGUUUUUUAGAGUGGGUUGCUUGUUAAUAUAUUUUAAUUGUAUGUUUUGUUAAUUGCAUUUUUUUUUAUUACAUAAAAUAAGACAUUACGCUAAUACAGAAUUUGCUAGCAAAAAACGUACAGUUUAAUUUUCAUAAUUCAUAAUCUCUCUGAAUUUUGUUUGUUAUAAUUUGACAUUAAUUUUAAGCCGAAAGGUCCCACAACAUGUCAUUUCUUGUGUUCCUUUUUCCCUUGCUAGAUAACGCACAAUACAUUGUUACACCGUACAUUAAUAUUCCCCAAGCAUCAGUACACACUGGUAAUCUGCCCAGGAUCUGCAAAAUGAAUUGGUUACAAAUAUGAUGUUCUGUGUUAAUAAUUUCAGUAUGUUAUGUUCUUGUCAUUUACUGUGUCCCAGUAUUUGUGCUAGAAAUUGAGAUCAAAAGCCUCUUACAUUACACAAAUGUGCCAUAUAAAUAGUUUAUAUUUGAAAUUCACAUGGUUUCCCUUUUAUCUCUGAUUUUGCGUUCUAUGUUUACAUAUUUUAUUGUAAUAACAUAGUAAGAUAUAAGAUAGCAGUGUUUUAUUUUUUGAUUUCUUUUUUACAUAUACUGUUUUAUCAGUACAGCACAAUUAUUUUAAUGUUAAAAUAAACCUUUUGCAACAUU